This is a messenger RNA of Linnemannia hyalina, 339 nucleotides long. The record is from the annotation of a GenBank genome assembly. NCBI's taxonomy places the organism in Eukaryota, Fungi, Mortierellomycota, Mortierellomycetes, Mortierellales, Mortierellaceae.
AUGCCUGUCAACCAACACGGUGGAUCUCAUCCUUUAUCGGCACCUUGCGCAGCCGAUCUGUCGUUAGAUCACCAUUACUUGGAGAACGAGCUCGGAUUCGACGCCGCCUUCAACUACGAGACCCAGGACAGACGCCCAGGGAUUGAAAGAAUUGUCUUUGACGACACUGUCGAGGUCGCCUUGGACUUGCUCAACACCCAUGACCGGAUCAUCUCCGUUGGCGCCUUGGCGAUGCAUCAAGGCCAAGAAUUAGUUGAUCCCAAGAAUCUGAUCCAUAUCCUGAUGGAGCAGCUGCGAUACAUGGUCUAUGAAUACUAUGACCAAUGGGAGUCGUUCUGA